Diversispora eburnea is the source of this 1368-nucleotide messenger RNA. Lineage: Eukaryota; Fungi; Glomeromycota; Glomeromycetes; Diversisporales; Diversisporaceae. The record is from the annotation of a GenBank genome assembly.
AUGGACUUGCAUAGUAACGGUGGAUUAACUUAUAAUGACUUCCUUAUCUUACCUGGUUACGUUGGAUUUCCCUCAUCAGAAGUAACUUUCGAAACAAAAGUUACAAGAAAUAUCACUUUAAAGACUCCUUUUAUGAGUUCACCUAUGGACACCGUUACUGAAGCUGAUAUGGCAAUAAAUAUGGCCUUAUUGGGUGGAGUCGGUGUAAUUCAUAAUAACUGUAGUCCAGACGAACAAGCUGAAAUGGUUCUAAAAGUGAAAAAAUUUGAAAAUGGAUUUAUCACUGAUCCAGUAUGUUUAACUCCUAAUCAUACCGUAGCUGAUGUGAUCAGAAUUAAAGCUCAAUCCGGUUAUAGCGCAAACGGAAAAUUAUAUAGUAUACUUCUUGGUAUCGUUACCGCUCGUGAUAUUCAAUUUCAUAAAGAUCAUACAACUCCUCUCAAAGAAGUCAUGACAACUGAUUUAGUGAUCGCUCAAGAAGGCGUGACAUUGGAAGAUGCAAAUUCAAUUCUUCGAAAAAGUAAACGCGGAAAAUUACCUAUUAUUAAUGCUCGUGGUGAAUUAGUUUCUUUACUUUCCAGAUCGGAUUUACUAAAGAAUCUUAAUUUUCCACUGGCUUCGAAAUCCCCUCAUUCAAAGCAAUUGAUUUGUGCUGCAGCUAUUGGAUCUCGUCCGGAAGAUAAAGCUAGACUUCAAAAAUUGGUUGAAGCAGGAUUAGAUAUAGUAGUAUUAGAUUCUAAACAAGCUGCUUCUUUAAUUGAAGCAGGUGCUGAUGCUUUACGUGUUGGCAUGGGAAGCGGAAGUAUAUGUAUUACUCAAGAAAUUAUGGCUGUAGGUCGCCCUCAAGGAACUGCAGUGUACAAAGUUUCUCAAUUCGCUAGUAAAUUUGGAAUUCCCGUAAUUGCUGAUGGUGGAAUUCAAAAUAUUGGUCAUAUUAUAAAAGCUUUGGCUCUAGGUGCUUCAGCUGUCAUGAUGGGUGGAUUAUUUGCUGGGACCACGGAAUCUCCUGGUGAAUAUUUUUAUCGUGAAGGUCAAAGAUUAAAAAAAUAUCGAGGCAUGGGUUCUAUAGAUGCUAUGGAACGUGUAGGAAGUAAACGUACUCAACCUGAUAAUAAUGCGGCAGCAAGAUAUUUUUCUGAAAGAGAUGUUGUCAAGGUUGCUCAAGGAGUUGCUGGAGCAGUCAUUGAUAAAGGCAGUAUUAGAAAGUUCGUACCUUAUUUAUUAACCGGUUUACAACAUGGUUUACAGGAUAUUGGAGUUAAAAAUUUGGAUCAAUUGAGAGAAGAAGUUGAUUCUGGUAAAGUUAGAUUUGAACUAAGAACCGCGGCCGCUCAAAUUGAAGGAAAUGUACAUGGAUUAUAUUCGUAA